GGCAGCGUCGAACGACCGCAUACUUCCAGCAGAGGGACACACAAACAACAUUAAACAAACCCUCACGGAGCUUGAAAUCAUCAUUUUGUCGUUCCACUUACAGACACAUAGACAAAAGCACAACCAUCAUGUCGAUGUCAACGGCGCAGGCGAGGGCAGCUCUUCAAGAGGUGAUGCAAUACGCGGAGGAGGGCAUCCACUACGAUGACGACGGGGAGUUUGAACUACUCACGGAGAGAGUGCCGAGUUACUUCGAUGUCAGAGUGAACAUUCGUGCAAGCAUCGCUGCGAACGGAGAGGAGUCGCUCAGAGCACGGAUGCUAUUGGCACGGUUCACUGAGGCACACGAUUUGCGUGUAGACAACAAUGCUGAUACCAGUGCAUACAGUUUGAGAAAAGUGGUUGGUUGGAUGUGCACAGAAGGGAUGUCCGAUGAAGGCGACGUGGAUAUGAUAAAGCAGCAGAAGGGGGGAACAUACAUGCCAACGGAUUUCAAGCAGACGGUGAUGACACAGGCGAAGAAAUGGGGAAUGCUUGUUGAAGAUUCUAAGGACGAGAUGAAGAGCGAGCAAGCACUGGCGGGCAAGGACCUCAUUAACUACAGGGUUCGGAGUGUGGACGAGGAUGUCGUAUGUGGUACUCCAUUGUGGGAUGAAAUAUUUAUGGCAACUUUGCAUCGCCUCAGCAUUGCGACUUUUGACGUGGACAGAAAUAGGUCAAGGGAAGAACGAUGGAAGUUGGUGGCCAGGGAAGUAGAUGUUGCACUUCAUGCAGCAGAUGGACACACUUCAGCAGGGGAAGAAAUUGUGAGAACAGUCUCCAUCGUGCGUUCUCCAAUAAACACAAUGUCCACGCAGGAGGUAGAAGAAGAAGAUGUGUUCCAUGACUGGACAAUGACAGAACAAAAACGGGAACGAGGGUUCGAAGACUCUUCUUUACUGAUCGAUUUCGAAUAUGACAUUGAAGAAACAAGAGUGAGGAAUAAUGAAAAAAAUGCGAGGGCGCCUAACUAUAAGGUGGAAGUGAGUGGCAGCGAUGUGAGCAGCGACGAGGAGGGUGAGGAAUAUGAUGCCUACUGGGAUAUGGAAGCAGGGGGGGGACAAGCGUCAAAACGGUGGGCACAUGCGAUUCUUAGGUUGACACGUGUAUUCUCUAAUCCCCAUUUACUGUUGCGUGUCGUGCUGAAGGAGGCAACACCUGAGGGCGCACUCCAGUAUGCAGCACUGACGACCAUUAUGAGAUCAUGCUCUAACGGAAGAAGAUGGUCACGUAUGGGGAAGUCAUGGUUUGUCUUGGUCAACAGAGAGGCUGUCCUUGCAACAUCACUUACGUGGAGCCUGGACCUUAGUUGCCUCCUGCACGGGGCUGUAGCCAACGGUUCUGGUUCUACAUUGCACCCGACACUAUCAACAGGAGAGGAAAUACUUUGUGCUCACACAUGGCUUGACUGCGCACCAGAGACCAUGCUGGACAGCGGUGAUACAGACAUUGGUAGUGGACAGCGUUGAAUGCAGUUGUUCGAUGCACAAGCUAUGUAUAUCAUGAUUAAUUCUACACAUCCGUCAUUGCACGGAGUAUGUACAAUAUUUUAGGUGUUCGAGCGCUCGACAACGGUGUACAUGCUCUCUCUCUCUCUCUCUCUCUCUCUCUCUCUCUCUCUCUCUCUCUCUCUCUCUCUCUCUCUCUCUCUCUCUCUCUCUCUCUCUGUGCGAGGCUACAACCUGCAAUGAGCCCCAACAGACUUCCAGGCAUAAAUGUGGGGGCCCCAAGGGGUGAUUCGAGUUGCAAUUCUGCUUUUGGUUGGAGGUCAUAACUUUUUGGCUUUCAUGUUGAUGAUGUGGAAUGCUUGUUCAAGUCUGUUAUUGCUCAAAGUAUACAGUGUGUGUGUGCGUGUGUUGUUAAAGAUCUUUUAUUACUGUUCCUUUCAAUGACAACAGAAAAAUAUUUUUCUUUUAUAAAUGUUUCAACAAAUCCGCACUUAUUCUUUUAUAAAUAUUUUUAUUUUAUAAAUGUUCCAAUAAAGCUGCACUUUAAUA
Chara braunii is the source of this 2036-nucleotide messenger RNA. NCBI's taxonomy places the organism in Eukaryota, Viridiplantae, Streptophyta, Charophyceae, Charales, Characeae. The record is from the annotation of a GenBank genome assembly.